Messenger RNA from Rotaria sp. Silwood2, 230 nucleotides. The record is from the annotation of a GenBank genome assembly. NCBI's taxonomy places the organism in Eukaryota, Metazoa, Rotifera, Eurotatoria, Philodinida, Philodinidae.
GUGGUGGUUAUGGUUAUGGUCUUGGUGGUGGUUAUGGUCUUGGUGGUGGUUAUGGUUCAUCAUCAUGGGAAUCAUCAGGCUACUCAUCAGGUGGUCUUAGUGGUUGGGAAGGCGGCCUCAUUGGUGGUGGUGUUAGUGGAACUGAUGCUGCCUUCCUUAAUGCUGAUACCAAUUUUAAUGGCACCCUUGAUCGAGGUGAAUUUCAUCAAUUGCUUGCUCAAAAUCUUUAA